This is a messenger RNA of Rhincodon typus (whale shark), 1795 nucleotides long. RefSeq names its product nmrA-like family domain-containing protein 1. The record is from RefSeq and is a predicted model, not a curated record. NCBI's taxonomy places the organism in Eukaryota, Metazoa, Chordata, Chondrichthyes, Orectolobiformes, Rhincodontidae. The transcript has 3 exons. The coding region runs from base 1286 to 1744 and encodes 152 amino acids.
GCAGCUUUAAUAUAGUCAAUACACAACAGCAUCUUUAAAAUUGAGCAUAGGGAAAAUAAGAGCUAAAGCAAGGAUGUAGAAGGUAGAAGAAGUGGCUUAAAACUUAGUUGAAGUUAUGCAUUUUGAAAAUAUUUUUAGAAGAGAAAGCCAAAGGGACAAGGAGAGAAUUCAAAAGGAAUAGGAGCCAGACCACUUCUAGAAACUUUGCAAUGAACUGUAAUCUCUGAUUAUCUGUCUCACCCUCAUAUUAAAAUUUAUGGAAUAUGUUCUAUUCGAAGAAUACUGCACAUCUGAAAUUGAGAACUCACUACACAAUAAAUGUAAUUUAUUACAUAUAGACGUAGCUUCAGCAGACAAAUCAUAUUUUGUAGAAAAAAGAUUUUGGGCGAUUUUGCGAGCGCACUUUAACAUUAGAAGAAUAGAAUGCUGUUUCCAGAGAUGACAUUGGCACUGAAGGGGAUUUCCUGUUGUUGACAGUCCUACAACUCUUAAUUAUUGCUUAUGUGUUCUUAGUGAUCAUGUGUUCACUGUUUUCUCCUGAGUGCUGUUUCUUUGUAUCCUUAUGCCAUUCCCUUUGUGUGAGAUUAAUGCCACUGCCUGUCUAGACGUGGCCUGCACUGGACUUGGACCUUUCCCGCACAACAUGUUGUGAUCAAGCUAUUCAAGAGUAAUUUUAGAAGUUGCACAGCAUUACUUUGAAUCUUCUUCAUAUGAAUAACUCUUCCUUCCAGAUUCUUUCUGACCUUUCUCAAAGUCAGUCAUUCAGGCUGGAGGUCACUCCAGCCAAAUAGCAAUUCCUCAUAUGAGGGGUCACAGUGCCACUGAUGUUCUCAGAUUACUUGACCUUGGAAGACAUUUCUAAAUCUGAUCCUGACUUUGUUGGAUAAUCACAUACACACACGUCCUGAUUGACAAUGAGAAAAAAAAAGGCAAAUGUGGGAACAGUAUUUAAUUUUUCUCUCUCCGCCCCAAAUUGAACCAGCCCCACGAUCAAGGCAGCUGAAAUCAGAUUACUUGGCACAGACCAGGAAUCUCGGACUCUCCUGAACCAUUAAAAGAACUUUACCAGUGAUUUUAAUUUAAGAACUAUGAACAGAGUAAUGUUGACCUAAUUUUUCUUUGUCAGGGUAAAAGAGUAGCUGAUAUUUCCAGCCAGUUCAAAGUGAAGCAUAUUGUGUUCAGUGGACUUGAGAAUGUAAAGAAGCUGACUGAUGGAAAGCUGGAUGUGCCACAUUUCGAUGGGAAGGGAGAGAUAGAAGAAUACUUCCGAGAAAUUGGUGCUCCCAUGACAAGUGUGAGAAUGCCUGACUACUUUGAAAAUUUUCUACAUGUGUUUAAACCUGUUAAGUCAGGCAAAGAAUAUUAUGUUUUAGAUGUUCCAAUGGAAGGAGUUCCAAUGGAUGGCAUGUCUGUAAAAGACUUGGGUGGAGUUGUGCUGGCCAUCUUGAAAAGCCCUGAAAAGUAUAUUGGGAAAGAGAUAGGCCUGAGCACUGACAAGCUUACAGUUGAGGAGUAUGCUGCAAUUAUGUCGCGACACACUGGAAAAUCAAUUCAAGAUUCUAAGGUAUCAAUCAAGGAAUAUGAGGAACGAAAUUUUCCAGGAGCCCAAGAACUUGCCAAAAUGUUCCGGUUUUAUAUGAAACAACCUCAUCGCAACAAGGAUCUGACAUUAAUGUUAAAUCCCAAGGCACAGUGCUUUGAGGAAUGGAUGUCAAAAAACAAGAAUGCUUUUGUAAAUGACUGAAUGCCAAAUUUGGCUAAAUAUACUCUCAAUAAACAUCUGACAGAGAAUUCA